AUUGCAAUACGGUAAUCACACGUUGGGUAGCGAUAAUCUUUAUAGGGUUUUUGAUUAUCUCAAAUUGCAAUACGGUAAUCACACGUUGGGUAGCGAUAAUCUUUAUAGGGUUUUUGAUUAUCUCAAAUUGCAAUACGGUAAUCACACGUUGGGUAGCGAUAAUCUUUAUAGGGUUUUUGAUUAUCUCAAAUUGCAAUACGGUAAUCACACGUUGGGUAACGAUAAUCUUUAUAGGGUUUUUGAUGAUCUCAAAUUGCAAUACGGUAAUCACACGUUGGGUAGCGAUAAUCUUUAUAGGGUUUUUGAUUAUCUCAAAUUGCAAUACGGUAAUCACACGUUGGGUAGCGAUAAUCUUUAUAGGGUUUUUGAUUAUCUCAAAUUGCAAUACGGUAAUCACACGUUGGGUAGCGAUAAUCUUUAUAGGGUUUUUGAUUAUCUCAAAUUGCAAUACGGUAAUCACACGUUGGGUAGCGAUAAUCUUUAUAGGGUUUUUGAUUAUCUCAAAUUGCAAUACGGUAAUCACACGUUGGGUGUUCUUUCAGAGAUAAUCGUUCGUGCAUUUCAAGACUCUCUUGGUGCUCGGCCACCUACACUCGAAUCACGUUUGCAACACGAUAUGGAGAACACUUGUGCUAUAUGUUUAGAUACGUGUGUCGAAGAUGCCUUUCUAUCUGCAUGUUACCAUACAUUUUGCUUUAACUGCAUAAAGAAGUGGCAGACAUGCUCAACCUCUACGCCACACACAUGUGUUUGCCCUCUAUGCAAGAGAGAGAGCAGAGCUGUCAUUUAUCACUAUGAUGGGUUAACUGAAACGUACGACAAAUAUUUUUUCGACCCAACCAUGAAAAGUUUUCUCCUUUCUGAUGAACAUAGAAUGAGGCUGCAACAUUACAAGAAGAAGUCCAUAUCAAGCUAUCUGGUGGACUCCAUUGCCCGCUUUUGGCAGAGGGGUUUCUUUCUCCAGAGAAACAAAUGGCUUGAAACAUGGCUCAGAAGAGACCUUCAAGCGCUACUCAGAGUUGAAAAUUGUGACGUAAUUGUUCACCAAAUAGCUGGGACAAUUGAUACAUUUUGCAAAAGGCACACAAAAACAGAAGCUACAACCGAUGAGUUAAGCAAAGAGUUUAAAGAAAAAAUCAUGGAGGUUGUUAGCACUUAUAUGGAAGCUGGAGAGAGGGAGAGGUUUGCUGACGAGACUGAAUGCUUCCUUGCAUUAAGACUCAACGUGGAAGCUUUUGACACUGCCUAUCAAAGAUAUCAAAGUCAACAAGAUCAUGGAGAUGAUGAUGAUGACAGUGAGAUCCGACAGUGGACUCUUAGAGAAAUGAAAUCUCUUAAACUAAAUAAUAGAGUUGUCAUGAAAAAGUGCAUCGAAUCAGCUAGAAGCGUGAAGUCGAGUGCUCAACUCGUGGACAUACUUGUCAGUCAACUAGGUUUUGCCUCGAUUAAAGAGACAAAUGUUUUUGCAAAAAGGCUAUUCAAUAAGGUUUCCAAAUGCCAUGAAGAUCAAACUGAUCCAAGGGAAUGCAAAGCGAAGGUGAAUAACUCUCAGAAUACUGAGCUUUUACGCUCCCUGGGAGCCAUUGACAGCGAAGGGAACCUAACAAGCUUAGGACAGAAAAUGUCAGCUCUUGAAGUGGAGCCAAAGAUGGGAAAAAUGCUAAUGUCUUCAGAAAGAUUAGGAUGUUCAGAAGAGAUCAUCACUAUUUCUGCAAUGAUCCUUGCCAAGGUGGAUGCCCACAAAGAAGAAAUAGCUCGUUCCGACCACAUUUCCAUGCUGGUUGCUUAUGAGUCUUGGCAAGAAAAUAAUUUCUCAAAAAAAUGGUGCAUUGAAAAUGGCGUAAAGUUUUCGAGAAUGGAGAAUGCAAAAAGCAUUCGCCAAAAGCUGGAAAGGGAUUUUGAGAAUCUUCGUAUUAAAAUUUACUCCAGACGAAAUGAUGUUGCAUCCAUUAAAAAAUGCAUUACGGAAGGAUAUUUUGAUUGCUGCUACAAAUUUCAAAGCGACGGGUCUUACAAAAGCAUUAAGGCUCCUUUUACAUCAAAAACAAUACACCCGAGCUCAACCGUAUACGAUCAUAUUCCCAUGUAUGUGGUGCACUCGGACACGUGCACACGGUGGAUGCGAGAGGUCACGGAGGUUCCUCCUAGCUUGCUGAGUCGGAUGGCUCCGCUUUACGAUCUUCAGAUCAACAUGCCUAGAUCGAUUGGCCGAUCUCCCAUCUAGCAAAAUGCUUUUAUUUUGUUGAUAGCUUUUUUGUACAAAUGCCAUGAGUUGACUUUGUUUUUUCAUUUCGAUUGAUGUAAGCAUUUCACAGUUUUAAACAAAUAAAAAAAAAGAAUAUGAUUAACAAAA
Brassica rapa (field mustard) is the source of this 2353-nucleotide messenger RNA. RefSeq lists its product as uncharacterized. The record is from RefSeq and is a predicted model, not a curated record. Gene Ontology annotation, molecular function: metal ion binding. Lineage: Eukaryota; Viridiplantae; Streptophyta; Magnoliopsida; Brassicales; Brassicaceae.